This is a messenger RNA of Kogia breviceps (pygmy sperm whale), 2869 nucleotides long. RefSeq names its product fatty acid desaturase 1 (gene FADS1). Gene Ontology annotation, cellular component: membrane. The record is from RefSeq and is a predicted model, not a curated record. Gene Ontology annotation, biological process: lipid metabolic process. Lineage: Eukaryota; Metazoa; Chordata; Mammalia; Artiodactyla; Physeteridae. Gene Ontology annotation, molecular function: oxidoreductase activity, acting on paired donors, with oxidation of a pair of donors resulting in the reduction of molecular oxygen to two molecules of water.
GCAGCGGGCCGGCUCCCGGCGCACUCGAGGCCGGUGCGCGCUACCCCGCGGGUCCCGUGCGCGCGCCUGACCUCCCUUGCCCAGUCGGUGCGCGGCAUCGCCCGGCCCCGAUGGCCCCCGAGACCCCGGCCCAGGGGCCUACCCCGCGCUACUUCACCUGGGACGAGGUGGCGCAGCGCUCGGGACGCGACAAAGAGCGGUGGCUCGUGAUUGACCGAAAGGUGUACAACAUCAGCGAGUUCACCCGCCAGCACCCCGGGGGCUCCCGGGUCAUCAGCCACUACGCGGGGCAGGACGCUACGGAUCCCUUUGUGGCGUUCCACAUCAACAAAGGCCUUGUGAGGAAGUAUAUGAACUCUCUCCUGAUUGGAGAACUGUCUCCAGAGCAGCCCAGCUUUGAGCCCACUAAGAAUAAAGAGCUGACUGAGGAGUUCCGGGAGCUGCAGGCCACGGUGGAGCGGGUGGGGCUCAUGAAGGCGAACCCCGUCUUCUUCCUGCUGUACCUGCUGCACAUCCUGCUGCUGGAUGUCAUUGCCUGGCUCACUCUUUGGCUCUUUGGGACCUCCUUCCUGCCUUUCCUCCUCUGUGCAGUGCUGCUCAGCACAGUUCAGGCCCAGGCUGGCUGGCUGCAGCAUGACUUUGGACACCUGUCCGUCUUCGGCACCUCUACAUGGAACCACCUGCUACAUCAUUUCGUGAUUGGCCACCUGAAGGGGGCCCCUGCCAGUUGGUGGAACCACCUGCACUUCCAGCACCACGCCAAGCCCAACUGCUUCCGCAAAGACCCGGACAUCAACAUGCACCCCUUCUUCUUUGCCUUGGGGAAGAUCCUCUCUGUGGAGCUUGGGAAACAGAAGAAAAAGUACAUGCCAUACAACCACCAGCACAGAUACUUCUUCCUCAUUGGGCCCCCAGCCUUGCUGCCUCUCUACUUCCAGUGGUAUAUUUUCUAUUUUGUUAUCCAGAGGAAGAAGUGGGUGGACUUGGCCUGGAUGAUCAGCUUCUAUGUCCGCAUCUUCCUCACUUAUGUGCCGCUGCUGGGACUGAAAGGCUUCCUGGGCCUUUUCUUCAUGGUCAGGUUCCUGGAAAGCAACUGGUUUGUGUGGGUGACACAGAUGAACCACAUCCCCAUGCACAUUGAUUACGACAGGAACGUGGACUGGGUCUCCACCCAGCUCCAGGCAACAUGCAACGUCCAUAAGUCGGCCUUCAAUGACUGGUUCAGUGGCCACCUCAACUUCCAGAUUGAGCACCAUCUUUUCCCCACGAUGCCUCGACACAAUUACCACAAAGUGGCUCCCCUGGUGCGGUCCCUGUGUGCCAAGCAUGGUAUAGAGUACCAGUCCAAGCCCCUGUUCUCAGCCUUUGCCGAUAUUGUCCACUCACUGAGAGAGUCCGGGCAGCUCUGGCUAGAUGCCUAUCUCCACCAAUAAGAGCAGCCUCCCAUCUGGAAGAAGAGCCUUGGAGCCAAAGCAGAGGGGGGCUUGGGGACAAUGCCACUACAAUCCUAAUAUUCAGAAGGGGUGGGUUGGAGGAGAUAAAGGCUCUGACUCAAACCCCUCCCCUUUAUCUUCUAGGCACAGAUCUAAGACCCAAAGAGGGGUGUGCAAGCCCCCUGGAAGGAGGGGUGGAGCUGUUGGGACAGGGAUGUGAAAGUUUUGUUUCCUUUUUGGUUUAGCAGAUGCAAGUGGUUGGUGGGCAAAGAGGGAGUCAGGAGGGUGUUAGAAUAGGGAGGGUCUACUGAGCCCAGAAAUCAGGAAGAGAUUUAGCACUAAAAUUCCACCCGGGGGACUUCCCUGGUGGUCCAGUGGUUAAAACUCAGUGCUUCCAAUGCAGGGGUGCGCGGGUUCAGUCCCUGGUUGGGGAACGAAAACCCCACAUGCUGCGCGGUGUGGCCAAAAAAAAGAAAAAAUUCCAUCCAGGAAAGGCAGGAGCUCAUCCCACUGGCCCACUUCUCAGUGCCUUCUCCACUCUUGCUUGCAAACCUCAGAGGUUCGCAGGCUGGAGGAGGACAGAGCAGCUGAACCUUCUGGGCAAGAUUUAGAAAGGAAGAAUUAGCGCCUGAGGCCUGGCAGCUUGGCUCACUGUAGGGUUAGGUGUGACCCAUGUCUGCCUCAGGCUCCUGGGAAGCAAUUUUUCCACUUUUAGAAGCAGGGAGGGCAAAGGCCAGGGCUGUGGUGUUGGAGGCAUCUGGCCCUGAAGGGUGCUGGCACUACAGGGUUUGGUCCCACAUUCCAUCCAGGGUACCAAAGGAGCAUAAGUUCCCGGGGCUUGCCAAGACAGCCAGCAGAGAGUCGCUGGCCAUUAAAAAUCCUUUCAGCUUUUGAUUCACCUCUUUUGACCACCACCCAAGGGAGAGAACACUCCUAGGAUGGGGAGUCUACUUCUUGCUCCACAAGCAGGUGGGCAGACGGGGCGCUUGGUCUUCUCCUCCACAGAAACGAACGGGGGCUCCCAGUGGUUUCCCUUUGCUCCCCGACCUGUAAUUCCAAAUUUAAUAAAGUAGCAGUUAGUGAGCACAAGCGACCAAGCUGGGAGAGGGUGAAUUACCAGUCAUGGUGAAAACACAGGGUUCCGUCAUAAAGAAUAGAAGGGCCGUAAGAGAUUUUCCAUAACCUAAACUAUGUUACAGCAUUACUUCUGAGCAGGAGCAAUGGGUUAAGUGUAAUGACUUCAUAGUUCUCACCAGAAGUAGGAAGGGAAAAACACAGGCGUUUGUGGUCAUCAUGGCUGCCCUUCAGCAUCCUUACUCUGGCAACUCUGUUCAAGUACCUUUCUCUGCUGGAGACCAGGUAGGAAUUUAGGAGAAUAUCUUAAAGGUAUAUCAGUCUAAUACUGAAAUACAAUUUUUUUAAUCUCCUGGGUUUUU